Molecule: messenger RNA, 1308 nt
Organism: Aspergillus ruber CBS 135680
Lineage: Eukaryota; Fungi; Ascomycota; Eurotiomycetes; Eurotiales; Aspergillaceae
Product: ribose-phosphate diphosphokinase
Exons: 4
Coding region: 207-1169 (320 amino acids)
Biological process (GO): purine nucleotide biosynthetic process; ribonucleoside monophosphate biosynthetic process; 5-phosphoribose 1-diphosphate biosynthetic process
Cellular component (GO): cytoplasm; ribose phosphate diphosphokinase complex
Molecular function (GO): ribose phosphate diphosphokinase activity; magnesium ion binding
Source: RefSeq, a predicted model, not a curated record
CCUUCACCUCAGCCGUCUAUGGGGAACUCUCACUCAAACAACAUCUGCCAUCUUUGAAUAACUAUCACCUGUUCACUUCUUGAAGCUUGGUCUUCUGUCACUGCUCGCUCUUGGCGUAACCCCAGAUCCGACACAUUCUCGUGCUCGAACUCCGCUUCCAUCUCCGAAAUUUUUCACCUUCCUCCACAUCCAAGAACAUACACAUCAUGUCAGCCAACUCGAUUAAGCUCCUGACAGGUAACAGCCAUCCAGAGCUUGCGAAGCUCGUUGCCGACAGACUCGGCAUUGAGUUGACCAAAAUCAUGGUCCUCCAGUACUCCAACCAAGAAACGAGUGUUACGAUCGGUGAAAGUGUACGGGAUGAGGAUGUUUUCAUUCUGCAGUCCACAAGACCCAACGACAUCAACGAUGGUCUCAUGGAGCUCCUCAUCAUGAUCAACGCUUGCAAGACGGCCUCUGCCCGGCGCAUCACAGCUGUCAUCCCCAAUUUCCCCUAUGCGCGCCAGGAUAAGAAGGACAAGAGUCGUGCUCCGAUUACCGCCAAGCUAAUGGCCAAUAUGCUCCAGACCGCUGGUUGCAACCAUGUCAUCACUAUGGACCUUCACGCUAGUCAGAUUCAGGGUUUCUUCAAUGUGCCCGUUGACAACCUCUAUGCUGAGCCUAGCAUGCUGAAGUGGAUCCGGGAGAACCUGGAUGUGGAAAACUGCGUCAUUGUGAGUCCUGACGCUGGUGGUGCUAAGCGUGCCACCGCUAUCGCCGACCGGUUGGAUUCACAAUUCGCCCUGAUUCACAAGGAGCGCCCUCGUCCCAACGAAGUUUCCCGAAUGGUUCUUGUUGGUAACGUCAAGGACAAGGUUGCCAUUAUCGUCGAUGAUAUGGCCGAUACUUGUGGGACCCUCGUCAAAGCCGCCGACACCGUCAUGCAGCACGGUGCUAAGGAAGUCAACGCAAUUGUCGUCCACGGCAUUCUCUCCGGUAAUGCCAUCGAUAACAUCAACAACAGCUGUCUCAGCCGUAUCGUCGUUUCGAACACCGUUCCCCACGAAGAAAAGAAAGAAGUCUGCGACAAGAUCGCAACGAUCGAUAUCAGCCCUACGCUCGCUGAAGCUUGCCGCCGGACACACAACGGAGAGUCAGUUAGCUUCUUGUUUUCGCACGCGGUCUCUUAGAUAUAUACUCUAAAGGGCGAAAGGAGUACGAAUUAAUGUGGUCAUUUCUUUUCAUUCGCGAAUAUAUGAAGUGUCUAGUACUGCUUAGGAAAGACGCCUUGUUUACUUGUUUCUGUGUUUUUUUUUUUUUUUUUUUUUU